Molecule: messenger RNA, 510 nt
Organism: Selaginella moellendorffii
Lineage: Eukaryota; Viridiplantae; Streptophyta; Lycopodiopsida; Selaginellales; Selaginellaceae
Product: proline iminopeptidase-like
Exons: 4
Source: RefSeq, a predicted model, not a curated record
AAUGACUGCGCCGUGUCUUAUCUAAGCAUGGCACCAUCCGGCCUGGAGCAGGUGCUACUCACGCCGCCUAUUGACGCUGGAUGCACUGCCGAGGCCGUGUAUGGUGCUUGUUACAAGCGUGUCCCGCUCCAAAACAUGAAGUUUUACCAGCGUUUCCCUCAGGAUGAAGAGCUCGUCCGGGAGAUUGUUUUACACUUGUUUGAGAACUGGCUGGAUUUCGAUACAAAUCCUUUAAAUGCACUGAUGCACGAGCCUAUCUACUGUCAGGGUGCGGCAUCAAACUGGGCAGCACAAAAAGUAAGAGAUGAACUGGAUGAGCAGUUUGAUCCAGUCUUUGCUGCAAAACAUAGCGAGCCCGUUCUUUUCACGGGAGAGGUGCCCAUGUACGUAAAUGUGAACUUGUCAGAGGCGACGGCUGCGUCCAUACCAAGAAUAAGGCUGUGGAUCACUAACGAGUUCAUGCAAGAUGGCUAUCAUCUCCUUGCGAUGCUAAAAGGACUUUCCUUUUAA